UGCUCUCCCCUUCUCCCUCAGGUGCGGUGCUCUGCGCGCUCGUCACCCUCGACAUGUUUUCGCACUGGUACCACAUGUACGCCUCGCUCAAGCUCGGCCUCGGAUCGCACAAGGAGAGCACACGCAGUAAUGCACUUCGCCGCAGCGCACUCGCCGCAGCGAACGUGCCGCAAUGCACAUGCCGCAGCGCAUUCGCCGCAGAGUGCAUGCCGCAGCAGUGCACACGCUGCGCACACACGCCGCCUCGCAGAGCGAGAUGAGCCGAGAGGAGCCGAGGUUGGCCAACCGCUCCUCUCCAGGAGUGCGAGAAUGCGCUGCUCCGCUUCUACUACAAGAAGCCCGUCCUCUUCGUCGCCUGCGCCGGCACCGAGUUUUGGUACGUCGCGAUGUAUGCGGCGCACUUUGCCGACGCCGCGGACUAUGCCGGCCUGGUCUUGCGAGCGACGCUGCCAAUCAUGCUCUUCAAGCAGGUCUGCAACGCGGUGCAGCUCGGCGUGGCGAUGCGAAUCAUUCUCGAGUACGACGAGCAGGAGCGCCAAAAGGCGGAGAAGGCGGCCUAGCCGGCCCCGCCCCCCCGCCCCGUCCGUUUGCUGCCCCGCUCUGCGUGAUUCCAUGCCGCCGCCCCCCUGAUGUGUUGCCGGCCUGCGGUCCUCGUGUUGUGGCACGACCGCCCCGCUCCUCUUUCUCGCGCGCGGCGCGCUUCACCUUCAGCACGCCGCCCUUGACAGCACGAGACGCGGGCGGAAUCGCUGUCGGGAAGCGGAUGGUCGGGGUGGAUGACAAUGCUAUCAUAUCGAC
This is a messenger RNA of Emiliania huxleyi CCMP1516, 798 nucleotides long. RefSeq lists its product as hypothetical. The annotation marks the transcript as partial. The transcript is spliced from 3 exons. The record is from RefSeq and is a predicted model, not a curated record. Lineage: Eukaryota; Haptophyta; Isochrysidales; Noelaerhabdaceae.